This is a messenger RNA of Camellia sinensis, 1010 nucleotides long. RefSeq lists its product as uncharacterized. NCBI's taxonomy places the organism in Eukaryota, Viridiplantae, Streptophyta, Magnoliopsida, Ericales, Theaceae. Gene Ontology annotation, cellular component: nucleus. The record is from RefSeq and is a predicted model, not a curated record. Gene Ontology annotation, molecular function: sequence-specific DNA binding; DNA-binding transcription factor activity, RNA polymerase II-specific. Gene Ontology annotation, biological process: positive regulation of DNA-templated transcription.
AUGUCAUCAGUCCAUCACAAUAGUCCAAAAGAAGCCAUGGUUAAAAAUGACUUCAUAGCACAGUCAACCAUGGAGUAUAAAAAUGGCCCGCGGCCCAGGUUGGGCCCGGGUCUGAGCUUAUUUGAAGUGAAAGCAUUGGAAAAAAUAUUCGAGGUUGAUAACAAGGUUGAGCCAGAGCAAAAGGUGAAAAUCGCCCAAGAACUAGGACUUGAACCGCGACAAGUAGCAAUUUGGUUUCAAAAUCGACGUACCCGUUGGAAGACCAAGCAAUUGGAGAGAGAUUAUGGCCUGCUUAAAUCCAAUUAUGAAGCUCUCAAAGUUGACUAUCACAAACUUGAGAAAGAGAAAGAGGGUUUAAUUGCAGAGCUAAAAGGGUUAAGAGCAAAGCUUGGAGAGGAAAACACAGACAGCAAUCACUCUGUUAAAGAAGAUGCACUGUUUUUGGAGCCAGACAACAGUGUAUUAGAACAGAGCAAGGCCUCUCUCACUGCAAUCUGUGGACAACCAGAACUAACCAACCUUGGAAACAAUGGAAACUUAUUGGAGAUUAAAGGCUAUUUGGGUAUUAAACAUGGGUUAUCCGAUAACAAUCACAGUGGAGUCUUUAAUGAAGACAGUAACCUAAAUGCUCAGCUACUCUCUUCUAUGAAUUCAUCUUUGAUGAAUUGUUUUCAGUUCUUGGAUUCAAGAGCAGUUGCAGAAAAAGGGUAUUCACACCAGUUUGUGAAGAUGGAAGAACAGAGUCUGUUUGGAACAGAGGACUCUGUCAAUAUCUUCUCAGUUGAUCAAGCACCUACCCUGCAAUGGCACUUUUGAAGCCUAGGGCACAACUAUGUUGAUCCAUAACAUUAAAAAGAGAAAAUUGAUUAAGUUGUGAGGAAGUGAGAAAGUUACUAAUUUUGUCAAUUAAAUUUCUACACUUGUUAGCAAUUUAUAGAUAGAAAGUGAAAGAGAGGUUUCCACUAGGUCCAGAGUCUGUAGUACUGAGAAGUAGUGGUGUUUUUUUUUUU